Messenger RNA from Xyrauchen texanus (razorback sucker), 1845 nucleotides. Its product is annotated as leukocyte receptor cluster member 9-like. NCBI's taxonomy places the organism in Eukaryota, Metazoa, Chordata, Actinopteri, Cypriniformes, Catostomidae. The coding region runs from base 499 to 1800 and encodes 433 amino acids. The transcript has 7 exons. The record is from RefSeq and is a predicted model, not a curated record.
CCACACUCCAGUCUAAUUGGUGGCAGGAAUGCAACUAUCGUUUGUUUGCCAACCGCUAUAAAAUGGCAAAAGAAGUAGUCAAAUAAGUUGUGUGGCUGUUGGUGACAGUCACUACGGAUCGAGUAGUGUCAGCUGUGUGUGACUUGAGUGGAAUGUGUGUGUUUCAGUAAAGCUCAGUUUAAUUAGUUAAAAAUGGAGUUAGAGGAAGAGACUUCAAAGGAAAACUUCCCAGAGUAUUCUGAUGAACAAAUCCACAGAGAUGAGAAGGAACCAAAAACAAGCAGAAACAACAUUUGCAAGCAUUUUCUCUUGGGCAAAUGCCAUUUUGGAGACAGAUGUCGACUGUCUCACAGUGUGCUUGAUGUCCCUCAAAGCACACAAACAGAGGAAGAUGACAGACCGGUUACAGAAAAGCAGAACAAGAAAUGAAAAAACAGAAAAAAGAAAGAAAAGCAUUAUUCAAAGAUCGAGAGAGAAGGGCUGAAAAAGAAACCAUGCAUGCGCACUGCUGAUGAUGUAAUCUCCAGAAUUCUAUGGGACUCCUCAGUGGACCCAGCUGAUUUUAUGGUCGGUCACCUGGAUCGCUUCCUUGGGUUGCUGGAACGCCCAUUCUCUGAAUUCUCAUGGGAUGCUCAGGUGUGUGACUGUGACUUUUCUGAGGAGCUGGCUCUCCCUUGUCACAGAAUCCAGUACUUCAGCUUUAAAGGUCAGUGUGUGUGGGAUAAAGACAGUCAUACUGACAGGGUGUUUGGUUCCACGGGGCAAACUAUUGUGCGUCCUUUUGGGGGUGAGGAUCAUCAACUAGAGAAUUUAACACCUGACGCUGGACAACAGGAAGAGACUCCCAACAUAGAAGAUGUUUUAAAUGACCAAGAGCAAGCAACGUCAGAAUUUUCUAAAGAACAGGAUGAUGUUUCAACUACAGUUACAACAACCACACAUGAGCUGGGAUAUGUGGCAGAAGACUCGGCAACAGAAAAUACUGAUAAUAUAUCCCGUGAUGUCACUUUACUUUUGCAAGAUGAACCUCCAGUUGAAGACAAAAAGAUGAAGUCUAUGGAAGAUCUUGGUUUGACUCAGUUGGCAAAGGAAUUAUCGAUCACUCCGAAAGGAGAAGUGAUAAAGGAAGAAUGGAGAGACAGUGGGGAUGGAGAGGGCAAUACAAAAAUAGAGCCUGUAUCAUCCAUACCGCAAGAACUUUGGUGGAGCCGCCCACCACAUAGACCCACCCACUUCAUUUGCUUUGCCUUGGACUCUCCCGCAGCUCUCCGGGCCUUCCAGCAUAUUCAGAGGAAGGUGCUGUACCACAUCCCUCAGUCAGAGCCCCUCUGGGUCAAUCCGGCAACCUUACAUGUCACUCUCUCCUUGCUUGUUCUCAAGGGUCCUGAGGAGGUCAGUGCUGCUGCAGAUCUCCUGCAUACCACAAUCAGAAACUCACACAAAUCCCCUAUCUAUGUGUCCUUCACCCCAAAACUAAAGCACUUCAAUGGGACUGUUCUCCACGUGACCCCUCAGCCCAUCUCAGAUAUCCAGAGCCUGAAUACCCCUCUGCAGGAGGCCUUCAGGGAUAAAGGCUGGCUUCAUCGCCAUUCACGAUGCCCAUCAUAUCAUCUCACCCUGGCCAAAGCACAGGAGUACAAGACAGAAAAGAUGUUUGAAGGAAUAGGGUCCACGAAACUGGCCAAAGAUAUAAACUUUGGCAAGCUAGAAGUAAAUAAACUUUAUCUUUGUGUAAAUGGUCCAACCAUAGAAAGUGGUUUCUACCAGAUCGUAUGUGUUGUGCAGCUACCUAAUGUUUAAAGUGCUGAGUUUUAUAUCUGAACUCAGGGGUAAUGAACAUUUCAA